Messenger RNA from Microdochium trichocladiopsis, 636 nucleotides. RefSeq lists its product as uncharacterized. NCBI's taxonomy places the organism in Eukaryota, Fungi, Ascomycota, Sordariomycetes, Xylariales, Microdochiaceae. Bases 77 to 541 code for a protein of 154 amino acids. The transcript has a single exon. The record is from RefSeq and is a predicted model, not a curated record.
ACGGAUCUCCAGGAGGCUUGGUUGGUGCAGGAACAAAAAGUCCCCACAGACGAGCUCCUGAGGGAGGGAAGGUGGCAUGGAAUGGCACGCGUUGUUUCCUGUCACAAGCAGGAAAGUGACUGCCCAGACCCCCAGCCUUCGCGAAUAUUUCACUGACAUGCGGAGGGCGGACGCGUUGAGAUCUUGUUUUGCCAGCACGCACCUCCUGGUCGCCGAGCAAGAGUCGCAUCAAGACUGCCACGGUCCCUGUCAAGCUCCAAUACACCACCGCAAUGCAGAUUGGACGUGCGAUCAUGGCGGAUCAGGGCGAUCUAGGCAUGCCUCGUCGGCGACCCCCCCUUGUUGGCCGACCUGGAUCUCGGGAGUGAGGCUCUACGCAUGGGAAUUCAAUUUACACGAGAUUGGACCGAAAAUAACUUCGACGACGCGCCGCACGCGUCCCAGACGGUCAGAGCGCGCGUGUGCACUGCUGGGUGGAGCUCUAUCAUCUCAUUUCGAGCAUCCUGAGGUCUUCCUUGCGAGCCUGCCUGCCUUCACCUAAGCUAGCCCUGCCUUAGCUCCCGCGCUGGUCACAACCUACUGGCUUCAGCGUCACAGGUGCAAGUGGCUCAUCGCCGAUUUCAACAUCUUGGGCGG